Closterium sp. Yama58-4 is the source of this 1314-nucleotide messenger RNA. The record is from the annotation of a GenBank genome assembly. Lineage: Eukaryota; Viridiplantae; Streptophyta; Zygnematophyceae; Desmidiales; Closteriaceae.
AUGACGGCGUCGUUCGGGCCGAUAGUGGGCGUGGCGUGGCUGCUGCUGGGGCUGGGCAUACUCGCGGGCAUCUGCUGCACGUGCUGCUGCUGCCACGAGCGCUGGACCCGCAUGCGCAGCGACGAUUUCCGCCCUUACUCCAAGCGCGACCUCACGCUCCCGCUGCUCGUCAUGAUCCUUGCCAUCCUCGCGCUCCUCGCGGGUCUGGCGGUGAUGCUAGCGGGGGGCAUCAUGUUCCGCAGCAACAUGCACGCCAUAACGGAUUACGCCAUGGACCAGGUCAACCGCGCCGCUGCCAUCGUCACCAACGUCUCCACCGCCGUCGCUGCGCUCUCCCACACGCACGUCGCCAACGCUGCGCUGCCCACGAACGCGACAGCGAGGGUAUCAGUGUUAGCGGCAGAUGUGAAUCAGACGGCGGUGGAGCUGCAGGGCCUGGCGGACAAGGGCACUGUGCUCGUCAACGCGUCCGUGCUGCUCAUUUAUCGCUUCAUGUUCGGAGUGGGUAUGACCAUAGUGCUGCUCUGCAUUCUCGGAUUCGUGUUUGCUCUCUGUCACCUAGUGGCUGUAACAAACGUUAUCCUCGUCUUCCUGUGGAUCUUGGUCGUGUGGGCCUGGGUCGGCGUAGGCAUAUUCUACGCCACCUACCUGGUGGAGGGUGACUCAGUGGCAGCAUUACAGCAGGUCAUGCACAACCCCACCGUCAACAGCGCAAUGAGCCAGUACCUUCCGUGCGCCAAGCAGGACCAGAUGCAGGCCGUGGUGACCAUCGCACACUCCGCCAUCUUCACAUCACAGACCUUUGUCAAGAAUGCUCUGGAAAAGGAGUACCCUCAGGUCCUGCAAGCAGCAGGGGCGACGGCAGUGUGUGUGCCGUACGCCCCUCCCCAGUACGCCCUCAAUGUCUCCAUCUGCACGCCAGGCUCCCUCACGCUCUCGCAGCUCUUUCAGAAACUGAACCAGUCAGGGGACACAGGGAACGCAGGCAUGCCACCGGAGGUAUUGUCAGACAUGAGUGCAGUCUUGGUCAGCACCGACCGAUUGGAGAAUGCUAUUGAGGGCAUCAAGACCAUCAUUGACUGUGCCUAUGUCAAGAACGUUGCCCAGUUUAUUAUAGACCAGGCGUUCAAGCUGGAGAGCAACUUGCAGUUGCUGUGGAUUGGGUUUCUCAUUGUGGGCCUCGCCUGCAUGCUCUUCUGUGCCUCCAUGCCCACCUAUGCCUUCCGCGCCACACGCCUUGCUCCUUACGGGAAGGCCGAAGGCCUCUAUGUGGCACAACCCGUGCCGGCACAGAGCCCUUACACUGCAGCAUAA